UAAUAGUUCCGAUCCGGCCAUCGUGUGGUGAACUGUUUCGCCUCGUAUCGUAGCUAAAAUACUGUAUGGUGAGGAAUAAAAGGCGACAGUUGCUUAUGUUGGCUUCGGUCCGACAAGGUCUUCUGUAACUUCAACAUAAUUAUCUACGGCGGCUUUAUUCAAGGAAAGUUUAUUGCAUUACUCCAAAAGGAUAUCAACGACGUAAAUAUGACUGCACCUCAAGGAUCCAACUUGCUGCUGGCUCUGGUACAAAUGGCUGUGAAGCAGAACAAGCCUGCCAAUCUCAGUAGAUGUGCUGAGCUGGUCGGAAUUGCUGCUCAAAGUGGUGCUAAAAUUGUUGCUCUCCCUGAAUGCUUUAACUGCCCAUAUGGAACAAAGUAUUUUUCUGAAUAUGCUGAAGCAGUGCCAGGGGAAACAACAGAAUUCUUGAGUUCAUUAGCGAAGAAGAACCAAGUAUGGCUUGUUGGGGGCUCCAUUCCAGAGCGCGAUGGCAACAAACUUUACAAUACCAGCACUGUCUACUCCCCAACUGGUCAACUCAUUGCCAAACACAGGAAGAUUCAUCUGUUUGACAUCAACAUCCCUGGGUCGAUCAGCUUCAAGGAGUCGGAGACGCUCUCUGCUGGCGCGGCAUUCACCACUUUCGAUGUCAUGGGCUGGAAGGUGGGCCUAGGCAUCUGCUAUGACAUCAGAUUUGCCGAACUUGCCCAGGUUUACGCCAAAUUAGGGUGCAACCUGUUGCUCUAUCCUGGGGCAUUCAACAUGACCACAGGACCGGCGCAUUGGGAGCUGCUGCAGCGAGCUCGAGCUGUUGACAAUCAGGUGUACGUGGCGAGUAUAUCUCCUGCCCGGGACGUGAAUGCUGACUACAUUGCUUACGGCCACAGCCUUUGUGUCGACCCAUGGGGCUGCCUCGUGGCUGAAGCUGAUGAGGAUGAGACUAUCGUCUAUGCGGAACUCGAUGCCAACGAAGUGAAGAGUAUUCGUCAGAACAUUCCUAUCUCCAAACAGAAGCGUCCUGAUCUUUACCAAGUGCAAUACAAGAAGUGAUGGAUAUUGGGAAUAACUACUACCGCGUAAUACACGUUUUCAUAUUUCACUGCCACUAUUUUAAACCACUGCUUCGCAAUUAUUAUGGACGCUUGCUUGAGGCAUGAUGGAUUUUUGUCUUUUGCCUCAAAUCGGAAAUUUUUUAUGCUAAUUUACUGGACAAACUCUCAUCCGCAAUUCUCAACUCCGAUGGACGCCAUGCUCUAUUUCACUAAUGCCCUUUACAACAGCUAAUUUUUUUCUUCGUUUCCUUUGACAGAGCUGAUCUGAAGCGCUAGAAAUCUCCCCUCUACUACUUGUUCGUUUCCUUGCCUCGUUACUAGACCUUCUGAUUUCCAUUUUUUUACGUGUUCUGUGUGAGGUUUUUAAUUUUUCUCCCAAGUCUAUCGUACAGCAGUAUUAAAAGAAUGCUCUAAUAAGUGCCUUCUUGCUGGUCUUGGUGUUGGUGAUAAUUGGGUUCAUGGGUGUUUGAAUUUUCACAGGUUAAUAUGAUGCGGUUCGCAACAUGGUCGAAUAUUUAGAAUAAGAAAAGCCGCAGGACUUUCACUUCGUCUGUUGACGGUGUGUUGUGGCUAACUGUGCCAAAUAAGGAGAAACUAAUAGCUGCUUCUUUAGAUGUAUUGCUUCUGGUGUUCAUAAAUCAAUUACAUUUCAAUUGUUUCAAUCAAUCUGCUCUCGUCGAGAGCAGGUACCUUGCAAAUUUCAUCGUGGUCUGAAAACAGAAUUUCAGAGCAAAUGUAAUGACAAUCAAAAUUAAAAUUUCCUUCUCGAAACUGCGAGAAAAAUUGGGGCUUGUGUCAGAACUGAAGUAAGAAUGAAGGUGCCUGAUGUUGAUCUUGUGCAAUUGAGAUUCUAGUCAAUACUCCGUUUUAGCUUUAAUUAUAUAACCCUGCGUUUUCAAUGUAGAAUUUGUUUAACCCAUCAAACGAUUUAAAUGAAAUCAUAACGUAUAACUUGUGUUAUAUUCCUAAUGAUGUUACCGACGAGGUUUUUCAAAUGAAUAAAAUGAAAGCAAAUUUUAUGA
Molecule: messenger RNA, 2074 nt
Organism: Hyalella azteca
Lineage: Eukaryota; Metazoa; Arthropoda; Malacostraca; Amphipoda; Hyalellidae
Product: omega-amidase NIT2
Exons: 7
Coding region: 208-1050 (280 amino acids)
Biological process (GO): L-glutamine metabolic process; oxaloacetate metabolic process
Cellular component (GO): mitochondrion
Molecular function (GO): omega-amidase activity
Source: RefSeq, a predicted model, not a curated record